Sclerotinia sclerotiorum 1980 UF-70 is the source of this 1350-nucleotide messenger RNA. RefSeq lists its product as hypothetical. Gene Ontology annotation, cellular component: endoplasmic reticulum. The record is from RefSeq and is a predicted model, not a curated record. The transcript has 3 exons. The coding region runs from base 1 to 1350 and encodes 449 amino acids. Gene Ontology annotation, molecular function: calcium ion binding. Gene Ontology annotation, biological process: endoplasmic reticulum calcium ion homeostasis. Lineage: Eukaryota; Fungi; Ascomycota; Leotiomycetes; Helotiales; Sclerotiniaceae.
AUGGCUGCAUUAUUGAAUGGUCUCUUCGGGGGCUCUCAGCCAUCUGCAGCUCCUGUUCAGGCUGGAGAUUCUGACUUCGCGGAUUUUGCUGGAGCUCCAGAUCCAACUCCAGCUUUCUCCGCAAUCCCCUCGGCAGCUGAGUAUACAGGACCAGCUGCAACCCCUACCGGAGCUGCAGUUCCCUAUACCAAAUGGUACAAUGUACAUGAGCGACAUUCUCUGAGCGAGUUCAAGCAAGAAGGUAUUAUUUUAGGAGUGUUGAUGAUUAUCAUUUCCAUUCACUUCUUCGGUACAGGCACGAAUCGCAAGAAGGCGAAGAAAUGGGUAAACGCACAUGCAUCAGUUCUACGUAAAGAAUUUGCAUUGGUUGGAUUUGGAGGUCGCGCUCCAACAACUGAGGAAAUCGAGAACGAAGAAAGUGCCAGGUCAAUGGCUAUGCAACUCGAAUUGCCUGAAGAUAUGUUGAAGGAAAAGUCCCCACAAGAGUACGCAACUUAUGCUACUGGACGCCAAAAUGUCGCAUUUCUUGAUGUUAACAUCAAGCUUUUGAAGCGCUAUAAUCCUGUCGUACUUGCCAUCGAGUACGCCUUCAGUCUCUUCUUCGACACUAUGGUCACCCCCGUUGACCGCAUGGAAGCUGUACUUUACCCCUUUGAUGGAAGGGAGAAUCUUACUGUUCCUGGUCAAGCUCCUGGCGCGCAGGAAUUGCGCAAAGAUACCAAGAGUACCUAUGAUAACUUCGUUUGGGCUAUUGUAAACAAGGAGACAAUGAAAUCACUUCGUGAUGAUAGAUAUGAUGUCUCCAUCACUGGCACUAAGGAUAGUGCUAAACUCCCAAACUGGGCUACUGUUAUGAGUGAGAGUGCUGAGGUUACCGACUUUCUGCUCACCCCUGAGCUUAUCAAGGCCGUUGAAAUGGCUGGAGAUUUACUUGAGCAUCUUAUCAUCACGGAUCAGCCAAUUGAUCAACCUAUGAAACUUGAGGAUACUGUGCCUAAGAAACGCAUCUAUCUAUCCAUGAAGCUCCCUUCUAAUGACGAUUACUCUAAAGUCCUUCCUCUAUUCGAACACUUCCUCAGAAUUACGGAUCAACUUGCAUCUGGUGCACACUUUCGUCCGGAAGUCAUGCGUAAAGUACGCCAGACUCGUGAAGAUACAAUCAAGAAACUCCAGAAAGCGGAUGAAGAGGAGAAAGCCGAGGAACGAGCUUUAGAACGUGAGAAGGCCAAGAAGUUGAAGAGGGAUCUUGAACUGAAGGGUCUAGAUGCGAAGGCACAGAAGAAGUACCUCGAAAAGGAAAAGGAAAAGGAGAUGAGAAAGGCUCAAAAGAAACAAACUCAAAGAGGGUGA